AUGCCCUGGCAGAAGACAUUCCGCUUGCCGUUCCACAAGAAGGGCAUGCACCUCGUCACCCGCGACGUCGUCCGCGAGUGCGAGGAGGGGCUCAAGGACGUCAAGAUCGGCAUCUUCACUCUUAACUGUCUGCACACGAGCGCCGGUCUGACGGUGAACGAAAACUGCGACCCCUCGGUCCGCACAGACAUGGACAUGGCUUUGGACCGUAUCGUCCCAGAGGACUUUCCGUGGGAGCACACCGACGAGGGACCCGAUGAUUCAGUGUCCCACCUCAAGACCUCGCUUGUGGGCAACAGCAUCACCCUCCCCAUCUCCAAUGGCAAGCUUGUCCUUGGCACAUGGCAGGGAAUCUACCUGGCCGAGUUUAGGUACUCGGGCAGCGGAUGGGGCGGUCGUGAAGAUGGGCGAAAGGUCGUUGCCACUAUCCUCCCAUGA
Apiotrichum porosum is the source of this 438-nucleotide messenger RNA. RefSeq lists its product as uncharacterized. The record is from RefSeq and is a predicted model, not a curated record. The coding region runs from base 1 to 438 and encodes 145 amino acids. NCBI's taxonomy places the organism in Eukaryota, Fungi, Basidiomycota, Tremellomycetes, Trichosporonales, Trichosporonaceae. The transcript has 8 exons.